CUGCAUUUUAUAUCCAGACGUCUCUGUGUCUCUGUUGUCCCGUUACAAUCGAUAAAGUUGUUCGGUUACAAUCAUGCGUAAUGGGCACAAAAGUCUCACCACACACGCGUCCCCGCCGUCUGUCUGUCUGUCUGUCUGUAUCUACUGUCCCUGAAUGACCUUGCCGCGCCACUUGACGCUUACGAAGUCUGCCUGUUUGGCCUGCCACUGCUUGCCCAGGAGAUAGAACAGAUGCCUGUCCUCCAGCCGCUGCCGAUUGAAGGCCUGCAUGACGUUGGACACAUCAACACACGCCAAGUCGCCCACACGCUCCUACACACACAGACACACAGACAUCAAUGACUCUAGGUGUCUCGUCAGCUACUGGGUUGUCACACAGUGUACCUUGAUGAAGGGCACAAAGACACGAUAGAAGUCAGCGUCGCCGAAGUCGAGGUAGGCCAGCGACCGCAACACAGACGACAACUCGCCCAACGUGAAACUAUGACCAUGCACACCAGCACCACACCACACCACCACGUUACGGUUGUAUACAUUCUCUGUGGACGGGGGGGGUGUGGUGUGCCGUGCCAGCAAUCCUUACUAGUGGACUCGUUGGCAGAUGUGUUCCCCCAGCCUCUCCAGCACGUUGAAGCGCUCUCCCUCUUCCUUGGCCUCCAGCCACGGCAGCUUGCGCGACACGAAGAACCGGAGCGUGCGGCCACGGGCGUUUUUGGCGCGGGCGGGUGUCUGCCGCCAACUCACCAGACCCUUGAGGUAAAACACCAGGUGGAACGGCUUGGCCAGGUCGGCGUGGAACAGGCGAAACAUGCUGCACACGAAAGAGGGAGAAUACACACAAAGGGGGGAAAUGGCUGCGUGGUUGUGUGGGGCGAAAGGGGUUGCUGGUUGACCGUCUGGUCAUGGCCUUGACGAGGUCUUCGUUCUCAGCGACGAGCCGAUUGGUGGAGAGGAAGUUCAUGGCAGCGGCGAGCUGCAGGGGGUCGAGCUGCUCCACUGCCUGCGGCUCAUGCAGCCGCUUGGCCAGCACCGUCCGCAGCUCACGGUAGUAGUCAGCCCACUCGUGAAACCGAAGCUGCACACGGACCCACACGUGACGAGAGAGACGGGUUCACCGUGAGAUAAUGUCUGUAUGGCUUGCACUGACCAGGAGAAUUGCGUCCAUGACGAUGGCGAUCUGCCCGAGGUCAUACUCCACCACCCGCCCCUCCACGGCCUCUGGCAGGUCCCGCCUCUCCUCAGCCAACCCCGCAUUCACCUCCUUCUCACGCCCCUCGUUCAUCUCCACCUGCCACCCCUCCAGCCCCUCCUCGCCGCCUUUGCCGGCCUUCUUCCGGAUGCGGCUGCCCAGGGGCAGGCCAUAGAGGGACGGCAGCCCACAGCCGUACUCGUAGCUGGGGAGGGCGUAGCGGGAGAAGAGUGCGUCUGUCGGGGCGGCCGUCACGGCAAGGUCCUGCUGCUCCACCUGACCCAGGCCUGCACAGGGAGAGGCGAGCGCCACACAUGCACAUGAAAAUAUCAAGUCUUUGUGUGUCGUCCUGUGCCUGCAUUCAUCCGUACCUAUCUUGGCCUGGAGCCGUUCGUAUUCGCCCAGAAUCUCCUCAGCCACGGUGCGGAAGAAGGUGGAGUGGUUGAACUUGAGCAGCGCGUAGGUGCGCGCGAGUUUGGUCUUCUCGAAGGGCGUGAGCUUGCCCACACACAGCAGGGGGUGCAGCCGGCGGGCAGCGUGCCGCAGCAUCUCCUCGUCCCGCGACUCGAGCGCCGCAUAGCUGUGCAGGAGGUCGAUGAGGCUGCGGGCGGAGAAGGCCACCGCCUCCUCUAUCACCAACUCGGCCACGUCAUUCAUCAACUGAUCGACGCAUCAACGCACCGGACACAAAGGAUGACUGUCCGCCCCGCCAUGUGAUCUGUGCUCACCUCUGUUAACUAUCUAUCUCACCUGAAUGUGUUUGCGGCCGAGUGAUGCGAGUAUGGUGACGAGGCGCGUGACGGUGUCGGUAGGGAGGCCGUGGAAGUCCUGCCGCCCCCUGCGGAUGAGCAGCUGGAUCAGGCUGUCCGAACGACAGCUGAUCUUGGCGUACGAAUCGCCUGACCGAUCCGAUACACGCACACGCACGGUCCACACACACGCAGGAUCCGAUCCAUGCACACGUUGGUGUGCGUGUGUGUACCGAUGUUGAGCAGCUGGUCGAGGUGGGUACGCUCCGCCUCAAAGAGGGGACGAGACGACUCUGUCACCUUAUCCCAAAAGGUCGCCUGACAAACAAACAAACAAACAAACAAGGCCCAAGCAGCGACAGACAGACAGACAUCUGCACUGACAUUCGGCCAGCGCACUCCAUACCUGAUGGAAUCUCUUUCUGGCGAACACCUCGGCCAUCCUCUCGUAGUCAUCGAUGUUGGUCACGCCCCGCCUCCGCAGCUCAGCCGCAUACCGUCGCCAGAGGCCCUCGCUCUCCCCUCCCGCCUCAUACACAGGGAAAUCAUUGUUAACCUUGCUGAGGGAGCCGGAGAGGUUGCCGGUGGCCAGAUCUUCGAAUGCGGGCGCAGCAAAGGCGAACCGAUGAAAGUCAAAGUCAGAUUGGGCAGCUGCCGCUGCUGAUGACUGGCACCGGACAAACGGCAGGAGGGGCGGGAGAGGCCGGGGCAGAGAGCGACAGUGCCGUCCUGGUGCGCUCAACGUCUGCAUCACGGAACGGUGGCUAGG
This is a messenger RNA of Vitrella brassicaformis, 2707 nucleotides long. NCBI's taxonomy places the organism in Eukaryota, Vitrellaceae. The record is from the annotation of a GenBank genome assembly.